UUUCCCGCAAGUUAGACGCGGUUGUCGGCAGCAUGGUCAACAUUCCUAAACACGUGCUCUCUUCGCUGGCUUCGGGUAUUUCAGCCGGCGAGUUAGCCGAUGUGAUCGCCCACUACUUGCCGAUCGCUUUGCCUAAAAAACAAGAAAUUUUGGAAACGACCUUAGUUCCCAAACGACUCAAGUUAAUUUUGCAGCACCUAGAAGAGGAGUCGCGGAUUAACCAAAUCGACAAAGACAUUGAUAAGUCGGUGCGCAAGACGCUUGAUGGCCAGCAGAAGGAGUUUUUGCUGCGCGAGCGCAUGAAGGCGAUUAAAGAAGAACUCGGCGAAAUUUCUUCCAAAGACACAGAAAUUGAAGAUUGAAAGAAAACGCUGGAAGAUAAAAAGUACCCCGAGGAAGUGCGCGCCAAAGCGCUGGAGGAAAUUAAAAAGUACGAGUCAACUCCACCGAUUUCAGCCGAAGCCAACGUGAUCAAGAGUUACAUCGAACUGAUUAUUAAACUGCCUUGGAAAACUUUCACCGUUGAUAACGAAGACAUUCAAAAAACUAAGCACGUGCUUGACAAAUACCACUACGGACUCAAAAAAGUUAAGGAGCGGAUUUUGGAAUAUUUGGCGGUUAAAAUUAACACCAAAAAUUCCCACGCUCCGAUCAUUACUUUGCUCGGUCCGCCCGGGGUCGGGAAAACUUCGCUGGCCCGCUCGAUCGGCGAAGCGAUCGGUCGCGAAGUGAUUAAAGUUUCACUCGGUGGUCUGCGCGAUGAGGCCGAAAUUCGCGGUCACCGCCGCACUUACGUGGGUGCGAUGCCGGGCAAAAUUAUUCAAGCGGUUAAAAAAGCCCAGACUUCCAACCCAGUCAUCUUACUGGACGAGAUCGACAAGAUGUCUUCCGAUUACAAAGGCGACCCCACUUCGGCGAUGCUGGAAGUGCUGGAUCCAGAGCAAAACCGUAAGUUUCAAGACCACUACCUGGAGCUUGAGUACGAUCUUUCCCAGGUCAUGUUCAUCGCGACGGCUAACUACUUAGAAAACAUUCCGGCUCCGCUGAUUGACCGGGUGGAGAUCAUCAGGCUUAACCAAUACAGUUCCGAGGAAAAACUUGAGAUCGCCAAACAGCACAUCAUUCCCCGUACGAUUAACGAGAACGGAUUAACUAAGAAACAGUUCGCCAUUUCUGACCGCACGAUUGAAUACGUAAUUGAUAAGUACACUCAGGAAGCCGGCGUCAGAGAAUUACAGCGCAUCAUGAGUAAACUAGCUCGGAAAGUAGUCGUUAAAAAACUGGAGGGCAAAGUUCAGGAUGAGUUUCAAGUCAACCAAGAGGUGGUGGCCGAGUUUCUUGGUAAAGAAACGGUUUACAAAGAAAAACUGAAAGGCCGCGCCGAAGUUGGUCUAGUCAACGGCAUGUACUACUCAGCUGUUGGCGGCGGUCUUUUACCGAUUGAGGUCACGACUUAUCCGACUAAGAACGGCGAAAUUAAACUGACUGGCUCGAUCCGCGACGUCAUGAAAGAGUCACUUAACAUUGCGAUUGGUUACAUCCGGGCUAACUCCAAACGUUUUGGCAUCAAUUUUGACUUUGAGAAAAACACCAUCCAAGUCCACGUUCCCGAGGGCGCGAUGCCUAAGGACGGCCCUUCGGCCGGCAUCGCUUUUGCUACGGCCGUCAUCUCG
This is a messenger RNA of Centruroides sculpturatus (bark scorpion), 1673 nucleotides long. RefSeq names its product lon protease-like. Gene Ontology annotation, molecular function: ATP binding; ATP-dependent peptidase activity; serine-type endopeptidase activity. The transcript has a single exon. The record is from RefSeq and is a predicted model, not a curated record. Lineage: Eukaryota; Metazoa; Arthropoda; Arachnida; Scorpiones; Buthidae. The annotation marks the transcript as partial. Gene Ontology annotation, biological process: protein catabolic process; proteolysis.